AAAACACUGGACUGCAGUACUACACACCUCGGCUAACUUAACAAAUUGUAUUAAGUCAGAAAUGUACAGUCUCAUGUGUAAACCACGUGUUGAACUCUUUUUCAGGUGAAUGUGAACCCAAUUCAUUGCUAAUUUACAUCAAUAUGCUGCCAGGUCAACCCUUACAAAUGAAGCUUUCUGUCCUAUUUCUAUUUAGGAUGCAGAUGCUUAGCUUUAUUAAUGGGGAAAGCAAUACAUUAUGUCAGUUGUACAAUAUCCAAAAUAUAAAGUUAUAAAGGAGAGGUAAUCGGUGCUGAGUGCAAAAAGUCUUGAGUCCUCUGGACAUGUAUGCAAGUGCACCGUUCUCUACACCACAGGUGUCAAACUCAAGGCCAGGGCCACAGCUAGCCCUCCACUUAUAUUUACGUGGCCUGCAAAAGCCUGGAAAUAAUUUGCGUGUUUUGGCAUUUCAUCUUUCUUCAACCAAUCAAUCAAUCAAUGUUUAUUUAUAUAGCCCUAAAUCACAAGUGUCUCAAAGGGCUGCAGAAGCCACAACGACAUCCACGGUUCAGCGCUCACAUAAGGGCAAGGAAAAACUCACAACCCAGUGGGACAUCGAUGAGAAUGACUAUGAGAAACCUUGGAGAGGACCGCAGAUGUGGGUAGACCCCUCCGCCCCCUAAGGGAGACCGGAUGCAAUGGACGUCGAGCACUUUUGCCGAGGCCAUUGCCUGACUGACCAUGUUAUCCUUGUGAGAGUGGGCGGGGCUACCUGGCCCUGAGGCGCAAAGGAGGGGGAGCCUAGGCGCAGCCGUCGUCGGACCCUGCCCCGCCCCCGGACAAGGCACGCAAGCGGAGCGGGCAUUCUUCAACCUUCCUCCUUCCCUCCCCGUCAAUCUCUCCCCCCACACCCCCAACCACCACCAUGAUGUGGUCACGUUGCUUGUGGAAAGCGUGAGGAAGCAGGAGUCUGGAAGGCGACCCUGCUCAGCCGGGGGACUCGGACCUGUCCCUGCUGGACCCGAAAACCCUGGGAGAGUGCUGGCCCCCUGAUGGCUUGAUGCCUGAGAGCAGUUACUGGCAGCUCUGCCCUCCCUCUAAGUCCAGCCUGCAGGGGGGGUUGCUGAGCUCUAGUUUCCCUCCUGGCCCAGUCCCCCUCGUGCCGCCAGAUGCUCACCUGCGGGAAGGGGGCGAUCCCCUGGACGGCCCCCCUUCUCAGCCGCAGCAGCAUCACCGGCCUCUGGCACCCAGCACCUCGGCGUCCGAGCUCUCCCUACCAGGAGCGGCGGCGGCUCCUCCAGGGCCCGCCCCUCCGCCUCCUCCUCCUCCCCCGCCGCCCAAGCGCCACUGCCGCUCCCUGUCGGUACCGGAGGACCUGUCCCGCUGCCGCUACACGUGGCGGCCCAGCGCCUCGCGGGUGUGGACUCCAGUCAGUCGGCAGCAGUGCCACGGAGGCGUUGGCGGCAUGGGGGUCACAGGUGUGGUGGCCGGUGCCACGGGGGGAGGUGCCUGUCCUCUCCGGGCGCCAAGCUCCUCUUUGAACUCGUCCCUGCACUCCUCGUCAAGCCCCACCUUCUUCAGCUUGGCACUUUCUCCAGACUCGCCGCUUCCUUGGAACUUCCCAUGGGACCCUAUUGAAGCAGCGGCAGGGGGAGGAGCCUGCUGCUGUUUCUUCCCCUCCCCGUCGUCCUGCUCCUCGUCACCCUCGCCCCUCCACCCGCCGCCGCCCCCUCAUAGGCGUUUCUCCCUCUCACCCGUGCUCAUCAGAGACUCGUCGGCGGCCGCCACCUUCCUGCCUCCGCCGCCUGUUCCCAGCCAAGCGGCGGCGCCUCCGAAAGGCUGCUGUGCGGCCGGCGGGGCUAUGGCAGGCGCCCCCGUGCCUGCCUCGCCUUCCUCCGCCUGCAGCACGCCGUCAUCCCUGCGCCGCAGCUUUCCGCCGCAGCUACCGCGUUGCCACUCGCAGCCCUGUGACCUGCUGCUGCUCAAACCGGGCCUGAAGAGGCGACGCGACCCAGACCGCCCCUGUGCCCGCCCUGUCCUCGAUUUCACCAAGAUGACUCAGACCCGCAGCAUCGACCCACAGUGUUUAGAGCGUGGCGGCAGGCUGGCCUGCGGCGGCGAUCUAUACAUGGGCAUGGAGUCCUUCAUGGGCGACUUUCGGGGCUCCUGCUCGCCGGCUGAGUGUCUGGGCAGGACCAGCAUCGGCCCGCUGAGCGAGAGCGACGAAGAGUGUCGCGAGGAUGACGACGACGAUCGGGAAGAGGACGUGGACGAGCGCGAGGCGGCCCAGCAGGCCGUCUUUGAGAGGGAUUGUACAGAACUGGACUUGAAUUUAAUCGAAGAAAACUGACGUGUUUGUAAAACGGAAGGUCGUUUCUUCCCCGUCUCCCUUUUUAUUUAUUUUUAGGAUGGAAGUUUCAUUUUAAAUCUUGAUCGCACCCACGCUACCAAUCAGCAAGGCUCUCAGGAACACCUCCUCUGAUUGGACGAGUAAGUCGACGCUGAUUGACAACAGUGAUGAUGUGACUGCUUGCUUAUAAGACUCGGCGCCGGCUGGACUCGCUGAGUCGUGAAAGGGUUCAGACUAGGGCUGCAACAACUAAUCGAUUAAAUCGAUUAAAAUCGAUUAUAAAAAUAGUUGGCGAUUAAUUUAGUCAUCGAUUCGUUGGAUCUAUGCUAUGUGCAUGCGCAGAGGCUUUUUUUUUUAUUUUAUUUUUUAUUUUUUUAUAAACCUUUAUUUAUAAACUGCAACAUUUACAAACAGCUGAGAAACAAUAAUCAACAUAAGUAUGGUGCCAGUAUGCUGUUUCUUUUCAAUAAAAUACUGGAAAGGGUAGAAAUGUAGUUUGUCUCUUUUAUCUGAGUAUUAAUUGAUUAAUCGAAGUAAUAAUCGACAGAUUAAUCGAUUAUCAAAUUAGUUGUUAGUUGCAGCCCUAGUUCAGACCGUCAGCGUCCGCUAAGAUCGGAGGUGUCAUUCAACACGCAGCUGCCGAGUCUCCCAACAUGUCGAUUGCCUGACACAGCACACCUGAAAAUCCUCAAAUCCUUGGUUUGGACAUUCCAAUCCAAUUAAUAACAAGGUUUGUUUUAAUUAGUUAUAAAUUGGAGCGCGCUACUUGGCUGCAACCAGCAAAGACGCUGUUCAUCCCCGUCCCAACUAUCAGCCUAAUGAAGAACAACGUGGCUUCGAAACAGGAGUUCAGAACACAAUUGUUUAUAUUUUCUUCCUUCUGAGGUCAAAACUGCACUGUCUAUUCUAAAUCUUAGAGGUGUCACUCUUUGGGUAUCUAACGAUGCGAUGUGAUUCCGAUUCUUGGAGUGAUGACUCGAUUCAAACCAAUUCUCGCUACGUAUUAUUUGGUAUAGUAAAUACAAUUAAGCUUUUUCAAAACACAUAUAUAUAUAUAUAUAUAUAUAUAUAAUUAUCCUGAGGGAACUCUCCUGAAGGAAUCAAUAAAGUAUUAUCUAUACA
Nerophis lumbriciformis (worm pipefish) is the source of this 3451-nucleotide messenger RNA. It is a transcript of the gene fam53c, whose product is annotated as family with sequence similarity 53 member C. The record is from RefSeq and is a predicted model, not a curated record. Gene Ontology annotation, cellular component: nucleus. Gene Ontology annotation, biological process: protein import into nucleus. Lineage: Eukaryota; Metazoa; Chordata; Actinopteri; Syngnathiformes; Syngnathidae.